This is a messenger RNA of Cutaneotrichosporon oleaginosum, 608 nucleotides long. RefSeq lists its product as uncharacterized. Gene Ontology annotation, cellular component: catalytic step 2 spliceosome. The record is from RefSeq and is a predicted model, not a curated record. Gene Ontology annotation, biological process: protein peptidyl-prolyl isomerization. Gene Ontology annotation, molecular function: peptidyl-prolyl cis-trans isomerase activity. Lineage: Eukaryota; Fungi; Basidiomycota; Tremellomycetes; Trichosporonales; Trichosporonaceae.
CAUCACACUUCGUCUCGCUCGUCUACAAUGGCAGAAUACGUGACACUCGACACGUCUGUCGGCUCCUUCACAGUCGAGUUGUACACCAAGCAUGCUCCAAAGACGUGCAAUAACUUCCUGAAGCUUACGGAGCGUGGAUAUUACAACGGCGUCAUCUUCCACCGUAUCAUCCCAGGGUUCUGCUGCCAAUCAGGCGACCCGACUGGGACUGGGCGGGGCGGUACAAGCAUCUACGGCGAGAAGUUUGCGGACGAGCUGAGCCCCGAGCUCAGGUUUGUUGGGGCGGGGAUCCUCGCUAUGGCGAACGCAGGGCCAAAUACCAACGGCUCCCAAUUCUUCAUUACUUGCGCCCCCACCCCCUUCCUCGACGGCAAGCACACGAUCUUCGGCCGCGUAUCUUCAGGCAUGAGCACCAUCAAGCGGCUAGAAGCUGUGCGGACAGACAAGGACGACCGUCCGGUGGAGGAGAUCAAGAUCCACAAGGCGCGGCUCGGCGACGCGACGCAAGCGAACGCCAUCACUAUGGGAUAGGGCCUACACGCGCUUAUCCUCGCUUUUAGUCCGAGCAAAUGCAUGCCGCGUACAUGCAUACCAAGCAGAUACAGUAC